AUUAACCUUAUAAAUCUGAGCUCUGGUGUUGGCAGGAACAUUUGGAUUAAGACUGUACUGAACACUGGAUUCUGGUUUAUCUUCUCUGAGGGAGCAUUGAACUGAAGCGUUUGUGUUGACGGUGGCAGCGCUCGUGGGGAAGAGGACCCGUCGGUAACAUAAACCAGAGUUGGUAGAUCUGGAGACAUAGUCGUCUGAAGAAGAGCAUACAGAAAUGUGGAUGAAUACAUUUUCACGUUUUGCCCGGCCUGCCCUGCAAAGGAGCACAUCGGUCAUGGCCUGCCAGGCUCUGAGGGCUUGUUGUAGGACAGGAAAAACUGCCGGUCCACGAUCCUCUUGUCUGACUUCAGUGCAACUUCGUGGGCAUCAGACCAUGGGGUCUGCCUCUGCCUCCCUCCCUCUUACUCGUCACUCAGUGAGGCAUGUCCGGGCUCUGGAUGAGGAGAGACUGAUGGAGGUGGAGUGGGAGGAUGGAGGCCAAAGUCUGUACCCAUUCACUUGGCUGAGGGACAACUGCCAGUGUCCAAUGUGUACCCUGGAGUCUGCUCAGGCACGGAAACUGUUAAUGGCUGAUCUUGAUAUCCACACAGGAGUUGAUGUUGUGGAGGUCACAAAUGACAACAAGGUGUCUAUUGUUUGGCCCGACCAGCACACCAGUGUGUUUGAUGCCGAGUGGCUGAAAAAACGCUGUUUCUCUCCUGCUGCCAGACAAGCAAUGCAAGAAGAACUUUUCCUCAAUGAGCGUUAUUACUGGGACUCCAAACUGCGCAUCCCCACAGCAGACUACCAGGAAGUCCUGCAUGACGAUCAGGCGGCGCUGGCCUGGCUCUUGGCGCUGCGUCGCGUUGGCAUCGUGUACCUGAAAGGGGCUCCAGCUGAGCAGGGCCAAGUUGCUAGACUGGCUGAGAGGAUUGGCUACCUCAGGCUGACAUUCUACGGGCACACUUGGCAGGUCCAGGACAAAUACAUGGCAAACAAUGUAGCCUACACUUCUGGAAGGCUCAGUCUCCACACAGACUACCCGGCACUGCACUUUGCACCUGGAGUGCAGUUUCUUCACUGCAUCACUCAGGCGGUGGAGGGGGGCGAGAGCGAGGUUGUGGACGGCUUCCACAUGGCCAAGCAGCUGCAGAGAGAAGACCCAGAGGCCUUCAGGACGCUCACCUCACUCCCCGUGGACUUCACUGACACGGGGACGGACUACUGUGACUUCAUGCUGCAGUCCAAGAAGUGCAUCAUCGACCUUGACCCUGAGGGCCGAGUCGUUCGGAUUAACUACAACAACGCCACCAGAAACUCAGUGCUGGACCUGCCCUUACAUCAGGUUCAGCCUUUCUACAGAGCUCUGAAGACCUAUGUGAACAUCAUGAACCGACCAGAGAACGUGGUCACAUACAGCAUGCAGCCAGGAGACUUGGUGACCUUUGAUAACUGGCGUCUGCUGCACGGGCGGAGGAGCUACGUCAGCAGGCUGGACAGGUUGAGACACCUGGAGGGAGCCUACCUGGACUGGGACGAAGUCAUGUCCCGCCUCCGGAUACUUCGCAGCUCGGUCAAUGGCAACGUCUGAAACUUCAAAGUAAAGACGGUAGCUCUGCAGCCUUUGCAGAGAAUGGAAACAAUGUUUUAAGUUUCAAGAGUUCAGCUGAACGCUGAGGAGACGGAGGGCGAAGUGCAAAGAAACUAUCUGACAACAGGAGAAGAGCUUGAUCUCUUUCUGUGAGUCAGUCAGGCAUCAAAUCAAAUGAAUUUAAAUCAACAGUUGAGGAUGCUUUCUUUAGGCUGGUUUUAAAUCUGCAGGGUAUCUUUAACUUUUCAGGCUUAUUACAGAGCAACGCUUCAAUGCAAAAUAUGACACUUAGAUUUCACUUUUAUAAGCUGAUACUUCAGAGGUUUUAUACUUUUUUUUAAUUAUGAUAUUAUGAAACUCAUAAGUUUAUUUUAAUCAAAUUCAUAAUUCCCUGUUCUCUGGUUAAGCUCACCAUGUUUCAACUGUUUCUGAAAUCAUAUUGUUUUUUUACGAUGGAUUACAGACUGUUAUUUAGUUUAAUAAUGAUACUUCUGCUUUUGUUAGACGAGGAUGGAUGCAUUUGAUUUGUAAUGCAAAAAGAAUGAAAAAAAAACUCAGAAUGAGCAGGAAAUCUCAACAUGAAACUACUUUGUUGUUUAACCAAAACAAAAUAGUUCCUGUGAAAGCUAUAGUUGUAAAUAUGGAAAAGGACUUUUCAUCAGAAACAGAAACAAUUCUUUCUUUGUAUUCAGCAGCAUGAUUUACUUUUGUGUGAUCCUGGCAGAAGUUUCAGAGCUGUUAUUUAUUUAUUUUUUUGUUUGAGGGAAAUUCUAUCCUACACAUAUUUCUAAACUACCCGACUGGUUACCAGGAUUUGGUGAUCAAAUACUUUUUUUUUGUAAAAAGAAUCCAUAAGGUACCUGUGAACUUUUUCAUGAUGUUAUUAGAAAGCACAAUGUGCUUACGUUUCAUGUUGCCAAGUUUGUGAUGCUGUUAUUCUCUAGAUUGGACAUUGACGAGUUCUUCUCAUUCUUUGGGGGAAAUAAUUUUCAGACGAGGUUUGACAUUUUAACGGUCACCGAAGUGCCCAGAGACAAAUGUAUCCGUUACAACCUUGAUUCAUUUUAAUGAAACUAUAACGACCACUGUGCAGUAUUUAGGUGCUCUAACAUUUUUAGAGGGAACAGUAAGUUUCUUAUAGCGAGAUGCUCGUGUAGAUGGAAAUACUUGACACUGCUCCCGUAAGAUGAAAUAUAAAAGACAUUAUGGAUUUAUCAGGUAAAGUGUGAUCAGGUGUUCACUGUUGAGCUCACCAGUGAAUGGUAUACUAUAGUGCGGCAGCUGAGACCUUUGUUUGGGGAGUAUUCCUUUGCUCAGUCUUAAUUCUUUUAAGGGUUGCACUGCUAGUCACUAUGAACUCAAACUAUAAAGAAAGCUUUUUGUAAAGUGUGUUUCACUCAAUGUACACACAGCUGGCUCAAAUAAAUCUCUGUAGCUCCAA
This is a messenger RNA of Labrus bergylta (ballan wrasse), 3011 nucleotides long. It is a transcript of the gene bbox1, whose product is annotated as butyrobetaine (gamma), 2-oxoglutarate dioxygenase (gamma-butyrobetaine hydroxylase) 1. Lineage: Eukaryota; Metazoa; Chordata; Actinopteri; Labriformes; Labridae. The record is from RefSeq and is a predicted model, not a curated record. Gene Ontology annotation, biological process: carnitine biosynthetic process. Gene Ontology annotation, molecular function: iron ion binding; gamma-butyrobetaine dioxygenase activity. Gene Ontology annotation, cellular component: mitochondrion.